Molecule: messenger RNA, 2250 nt
Organism: Penicillium malachiteum
Lineage: Eukaryota; Fungi; Ascomycota; Eurotiomycetes; Eurotiales; Aspergillaceae
Gene: cog6
Product: Golgi transport complex subunit COG6
Exons: 2
Coding region: 1-2250 (749 amino acids)
Biological process (GO): intra-Golgi vesicle-mediated transport
Cellular component (GO): COG complex
Source: RefSeq, a predicted model, not a curated record
AUGACGAGUUAUUUCGCUGGGUCGUCCAACGGCCAAAAGGCCACAUCCCCUCUGUCUCCUCCGAUCCAGCGCUCUAGCGCAUUGUCGAAUCGAUUAACCUCCGUUCUGUCCGCAUCCUACGCCGACUCCGAUAUUCGUGAUGCGCUCGAGACCUUGAGCAUUCGAGGGGUCCACAACAGCGCUGAGACAAGGCGACAGCUUCGGCUCGAUGUGCAGAAAGAAGUGGUGGAUUGCAAUGCCGAGAUUGUUCGAGAUUUUGGGAAGGUAGCAGAGCAAUUGAAGCGAAUCGGUAGUGUGAUAGCAACAUUGAACCAAACCUGCGAUGAAAUGCGAAGACACAUUGGCUUAGCCAAACGGGAUUCGGCUCCAGUGCUCGAAGAAGCUACUGCGUUGAUGUCUCAAAAGAAGGACACGGAAACAAAGCAACAACUUCUUGACGCAUUUUCAAACCACUUUCUUAUCCCUGAAGAAGAUCUUAUGGCGUUGAACUCGGCAGAGGAACUGGUGGAUGAUCGGUUUUUUGAUAUCCUUGCACGUGUCAAGCAAGUUCAUCACGACUGCGAGCUUCUUCUCGGUGGGGAAAACCAGCGAUUGGGUCUUGAGGUCAUGGAGCUGAGCACUCGGCACCUCAAUUCUGCCUACCAAAAGCUGUAUAAGUGGAUACAGAAGGAAUUCCAGUCUUUGAACCUUGAGGACCCUCGGAUUAGUAGUUCUAUCCGUCGUGCUUUGCGGGUACUCGCGGAACGCCCUACUCUCUUCCACAGCUGUCUGGAUUUCUUUGCUGAGGCGCGUGACUAUGUUCUUUCGGACGCAUUCCACUACGCUCUAACAGAUGCCAUAUCCGGAGGCAACGCGGCUGCUGCCGCGGGCGAUCACACAGUCAAACCCAUCGAGUUCUCAGCUCAUGACCCGCUCCGGUAUAUCGGAGAUAUGCUUGCCUGGGUGCACUCAACAACUGUUUCUGAAAGAGAGGCUCUGGAGGCUCUAUUUGUCGCUGAUGGAGAGGAACUCGCUCGUGGAAUUCAGGCUGGCUUGAAUAGCGAGCCGUGGUCUAGAAUUGAUGAGGAGAGCGAGACUACUUUUGAUGGGCGCAAGGCUCUUAGCGAUUUGGUAAGCCGAGAUCUUACUGGAGUCUCUCGUUCUUUACGACAGAGAGUUGAGCUUGUCAUUCAAGGUCACGAUGACCCCGUCACGUGCUUCAAGGUCGUCAACUUGCUGUCUUUCUACCGUACAACAUUCUCAAAACUGGUUGGCUUUCAGUCUCAGCUAGUAGAGUUGAUGCAUAUAUUGGAAAAAUUCACUCUUGCUCACUUUGAGAAUUUGAUGAAGGAACAAGUGAACACCCUAUCAGCUGAUCAACUCGCCCUUGCGCCUCCAUCGGAUCUCUCUCCACCGGAGUUCUUAUUAGAUGCACUUGAAGCGUUGGUCUCACUCAUGAAAACGUACGACGGUUCCGUCCGGCCUGAUGAGCAGUCCGAUUCGGCUACCGAGAACAGCUUUACCCCUGUUAUGCGCGCUGCCUUCGAUCCUUUCUUGACUCUAGCUCGAUCCUCGUCCGAGGAGAUUGAGGAUACGACUGCGCAGACGAUCUAUCGCAUUAAUAUUCUCCUGGCAUCCCGCGCAGCUAUCUCGACAUUUAGCUUUGCCAGUGUCACCCACAUGUCACGUGUUUCUGGCGCUAUAUCACAGCUCCGUAACAACCUUCUCGAUCUGCAACACGAUUUUCUGCUGGAUAGAUCCGGCUUACAGGACUUGUUGGAUGCUCUAGAGCCAUUUUCCAAGCAGGGCAAAGACUCUGAGCCAGAUGCUGACAAUGCUGAGGAGCAGUCAGACCUGCAGAAACCCCAGCUUGCGGACCUAACAUCUCUUCCCGCUUUCCAGCCCGCAGCCUUAGUUAUAUCCAGUCAGCAGCUUGAUGAAUUUCUUCCAUCUGCUCUUAUGGACGCUGCUGAUCAUCUCAAGCGUGUUCAAAGUGCGUCUCUUAUUCAAAGCGUUACUGAAGACGCUGUCGAGGCCUUCUGCCACGAUUUUGAAUUUGUUGAGGGUAUGAUCAUUGCUGCUGAUGAGGCGAGGGGAAUGACUCAAGUCACUUUGGGUACUGAUGGAAGUGUCAUCAGUGGGCGUAGUGGUAUAUCAUCACGAAAAAACCCUGCAGAUGGUAAUGAUGAUGAUGAAGCAAAGGAAGACCAGUGGAGUCUACGUUCCUUAUUCCCUCGCACUACUGGGGAGAUUCGUGUUCUACUUAGCUGA